GUUCACCGCGCCUCCGUCACUCAGAGCAGCAGCUGCUGUCGCUCCACAUCACAUCAGGAGGUAAGAGAACCAUCAGGAGGUGAGCCCGGGGCUCCACACUGAGUGCUAACCAUGCUGCGGCAGUCCGAGCCAAACUCCAGCACCCUGGAGCUGGUUGCUAAUGAUAUGACCGGCAUCAUGGAGAAUCUGGACACACGAGAGCUGGACUUGGCUGACGGAGAGUACGACACAACAGACUUAGCCGUUCCAUCCGAUCAUUUACCGUUCACCGCCGUCUACAACACGGUCCCUUUCAAGGAGUCUGGAGCUAAGGUGUACCUGUCCGCUCCGAUCACAGCCAAGAUCCUGGAGGUGGAGCGCUUCACGUCAUCUCAGGACCGCUUCAACAUCAGCGCGCAAAGGAGCGUCAGCAAGUCGAUGCCGGCGGUGUUUCAGAUCGAGUUGAAGCACAGGGAGUUCACGUGGCUAGUGAAGAGGAAGGAGAAACACUUCAUGGAGCUCCACAGAGAGCUGAGGACGUACAAGGCGUUCAUGAGGCUGCCGCUGCCCACACGCAGUCACACGGUGAAGAGGCAGACAGUAGCGAGUGGGGCGAGGCACAUGCCCAACCUCCCCCGAGGAAGGGAUGAGCUGGCCAGAGAUGAUCAGGUUUCCAGUCGGAAGAAACAACUGGAAGAUUACCUGAACAACCUGCUGAAGAUGCCGAUGUACAGAAACUACCAUGCAACAUUGGAGUUCAUCGACGUGAGCCAGCUUUCCUUUAUCCAUGAUCUGGGACCAAAAGGCUUAGAGGGGAUGGUGCUGAAGAGAUCCGGCGGUCAUCGAGUCCCCGGGAUGAACUGCUGCGGUCACAGUAAAAUGUGUUACCGCUGGUCCAAACGCUGGCUGGUGGUGAAGGACUCGUUCCUGCUCUACAUGAAGCCGGAUUCCGGUGCUAUCUCCUUUGUGAUGCUGGUGGACAAAGAGUUCAACAUCAUGAUGGACUCCAAAGACACAGAGACCAAACACGGGGUUCGCAUCGACAGUCUGUCCAGGUCACUAGUCCUGAAGUGCAGCAGCUACAGACACGCCCGCUGGUGGGGUCAGGCCAUCGAAGGCUUCGUUCAGAAGCACGGCUCGGCCUUCCUCACCGACCACCGCUUCGGAUCCUUCGCCAGAGAGGAAGUGAACAUCCCAGCUAAAUGGUAUGUGAACGGGAAGACGUACAUGGAAGACGUGGCCGAUGCCCUGGAAGAAGCUAAAGAGGAAAUAUUCAUCACAGACUGGUGGUUGAGUCCAGAGAUCUUCCUGAAGAGGCCGGUUGUUGAGGGAAACCGCUGGCGUCUGGACUGCAUCCUGAAACGCAAAGCGCAACAAGGAGUGCAUAUCUUCGUGAUGCUCUAUAAGGAGGUGGAGUUAGCUCUGGGCAUCAACUCUGGUUACAGCAAGAGAACUCUGCACCACCUUCACCCCAACAUCAAGGUGAUGCGCCAUCCAGACCACGUCUCCUCUGCCGUCUACCUGUGGGCUCAUCACGAGAAGAUCAUCAUCGUUGACCAAUCGGUGGCCUUCGUCGGCGGGAUUGACUUGGCGUACGGACGCUGGGACGACAGGGAACACCGGCUGACGGAUAUUGGGAGUGUGACGCGCUCACAUUUGGAACAGGCUGAAGCUGCCACUACCAACAUGGCCGCCCCCGCCAACGGCAGCGGUGCCCAGAGCAACGGGAAGGGUGUCUUUUCGGUGACGGACUCGGUGGACCAGCCCAAGCUGAAGGGUCAGGGGAGGAUUAAGAGGACCAGGUUCAGCAUCAGGAGACACCUCCAGAAACACGGUCUCGCCAGUCCUGACAGCGAUACCGACAGUGACCCAGAGGACGAAGCCAGAAGUGGCUCGGUGCGAAGCCUGCAAACCGGCGUGGGAGAGUUGUUUGGAAACACGCGGUUCUGGCACGGUAAAGACUACUGCAACUUUGUGCACAAGGACUGGAUCCAGCUGGACAAACCGUUCGACGAUUUCAUAGACAGACACACAACUCCCAGAAUGCCUUGGCACGACAUCAGCUCAGUGGUUCAUGGGAAAGCAGCUCGAGAUGUGGCCAGACACUUUAUCCAACGGUGGAAUUUCACAAAGCUGAUGAAGCCAAAGUACCGCUCCAUGUCGUACCCGUGUCUGCUGCCCAAGUCUCACACCACCGCCGGAGAGUCGAGAUACCAAGUCCCCGGGUGCACAACCGCCAAAGUACAGAUCCUUCGCUCAGCCUGUGACUGGUCCGCCGGCAUCAAGUACCACGAGGAGUCCAUCCACAACGCCUACGUCCACACCAUCCAGAACAGCCAACACUUCGUCUACAUAGAGAAUCAGUUCUUCAUCAGCUGUGCCGACAACCGACACGUUUUCAACAAGAUAGGAGACGCCAUCGCUGAGCGCAUCAAGAAGGCAUACAGGGAGGGUAAACGGUACCGGGUCUACGUGGUGACGCCUCUGCUGCCCGGCUUUGAAGGAGACAUCAACACUGGAGGAGGCAGCGCCAUUCAGGCUGUCAUGCACUUCAACUACAGGACGAUGAACAGAGGAGACCACUCCAUCAUCUCACAGCUGAAGAGAGAGAUGGGAGACCAGUGGAUUAACUACAUCUCCAUCGCCGGCCUGAGGACUCACGCCGAGCUGGAGGGGAAGCUGGUCAGCGAGCUCAUCUACGUCCACAGCAAGAUGCUCAUCGCGGACGACAACACCGUCAUCAUAGGCUCUGCAAACAUCAACGACAGGAGCAUGCUGGGAAAGAGAGACAGCGAGGUGGCGGUGAUCGUGGAGGACUCUGAGACGGUGACGGCGGUGAUGGACGGUCAGGAGUACCAGGCCGGGAAAUACGCUCUGCAGCUCCGCCUGGAGUGCUUCAAGACGAUUCUCGGCGGUCACACCGAUCCCUCCAUCGACGUAUCAGAUCCCAUCAGUGAUCGCUUCUACAAGGAGGUGUGGAUGGCUACCUGCGCUCGCAACGCCACCAUCUACCAGAAGGUGUUCCGUUGUCUGCCGUCCAGCGAUGUCCAUAACAUCUUUGAGCUGGAGGGCUUCCUCGCCAAGUCGGGUCUGGACAAAGAGGACCCAAGCCGGGCUCAGGAGGAGCUGAAGAAGAUCCGUGGCUUCCUGGUCCAGUUUCCACUCCAGUUCCUGUGCGAUCAGAAUCUGCUUCCUCCCAUCGGCUCCAAGGAGGCCAUGGUGCCCAUGGAGGUCUGGACCUGAGAGACACGGACUCGCCUGUGCAUUCAUGUGUUCACUCACCGUCCAUCAGAUCCACCCUGGAGCCGUUUUGGAAGUCCGUCCGCCCGCCGCUGUUUGAAGGAAAUCUGGCUCUAAAUGAACAAAGUGAAAGUAAAGCAGAAUCUGAUACGACCUCUCCGUGGGUCACAGUCACACGUCUGCACAAGGGUGUGUUUGACCCUGAAUGCGGCCUCUCAGGCAUCGUCCUGCAGGAGCUCCAACUCCUCCUCGACUGUUAGCUGGAACAAAACGAGCCAUAUAUAAAAACUGUAACUUUGAUGUUUGUGCAUUUAAAAAACAAAAUUCUCCUCCACCAAGUCUUUCAGGGAUCAAACACACACAGUUCUGAGAGUUCACUGCACAGUUCAUCGCCUUAUUCAGCAGCACCAGCGGCUGAAACGACUUCCAAAAUGGCGUCAGGUGUGUUCAUGAAGAAGCGUCUGUACCAGCAGUGCCACUGAACGCACAUGAAUAACAACACACAUGCUCCAAACCGACGAAACAUGGAGAGAUGAAGUCAUAACUGAUGCAUUCACAUUAUAGUUUUAAACACACACACACACACACACACACACACACACACACACACACACACACACACACACAGGUGGACCAGCAGAUGCAGUGCCUGAUCAAACCGGGCCUCAUGUUUACAAGAAGACUAAAAAGAAACCGUCUCGCUCCUUCGUUCUCUUCACAACACUAUGCAACGUCCGGGGCUGGCGAACGCAGCUCUGACUCUUCCGUGUUCGAGAGGACGGUUUGAAGGACACUAGAGGAGGAAGAGGAUGAAGAGCUGGACGGAGCUGUCGGCCAUUUUUUUUUUAAACGUUUGUCUCGUAUAUCUAUCUGAACUCCUGAUUUUAAUAUUUAUGUCCAACAUGAAAUCACAAGUGCCAAAGACGACCACAUGCAUUCAUUUACAUUCCUCACACCGCACCUGAAGUGACCUGUUUCUAAACUCUGAUCUGGUCUUUGUAGUUCCCUCGGUGGUGCUUUGUUCUGCUGUAGUUCUCUGAGACGUUGGGAAGGGAAAGUCAGAAAGUAUUUGAGACUUCAUUCUCCAAAGUGUGUCCAAGUAUCUCUUCCUUUCAGACUGCCAGGGAAUUAAAACAGUCGGGUAAAACGCUGCCGACGUCUUUUGAACUACAUUACCCAGAGGCUCAUGCAUGAUGGAUUUUAAAGAUGCUGCGUUUCUUACAAGGCUGGAAAAUUUGAAUUCUUGAGCAACAACAAAACGUACAAAAAGUGUGAUGUUUCUGUGAUCGGUUAGCGCCUGAAGAAGUGAAAAGGUAAAGGACGUCAGGUCGAUUAAGACCGUAUCGGAUACCAGCAGCUAACGUUCAAACAUCAGAAACCAAGCUGGUGAUGAUCUCUCUCCAGAUUUUAACGUCUGGAGGCGGGGAAGCUCACAGGAAGCUGUACGAUAUCAUGAAGCUUCCCAGCCUGUUGCACAUUUCAAGUUUAACUGAAUUAAUGUUGGAGCUAAACUGAAAUCCUGACACUUCAUCACCUUAUUGUGGUUUAUCGAACGAGGGCCUGUGUCCAUUAGCGGCUUCUUUGUGCUAGGAGAGCGCCUCUCAAGGUUAUAAAAGUUCAUAUUUGUGUCAUUCAGCAACAUUUUACAAAGAAGAUGUUAAAAAGAAAGUGAUACAAAUUGUGCUGAAACUGUAUCUUGAAAAAAAACGAGUGAGGUCAGUUUCUCCUGCUUACUGCUAUUGCCCUUGACAUAGUUGACUUCAUAAGUCCCGCCCCUUCUUGAUUCUGAUUGGCCGGUGAUGAUGAAGUGACAUUGAUGAGAGUGGCAGUGUUCCAAAUGUUGAACUGCUUUCAACUGAGAGCGCUGAUGCUAAUGAGGUGAAGCGUUGCAGGAAGUAGGUGCAGCGUUAGUGGACACAGGCCCUGAAGGCCAGCUUCCACCAGAUCCGUCUCCGGUCCGUCACGGCACCGGAUCUGAUAGAUUUCUAUUCUAAUCAAUCUGUUAACUUCCACUGGAUCCGCUCCGUUGUGUAAUCGUUAGAUCGAUUUUAACUUAACUAUGACAACAAAAUGUCAUUUAGAGCGGAGCCAGGCCUGGAGUCAACAGGUCAGAGGUUUUCAGAGGACCAGAAUGACAACAUGGAUGAGGAGAGGAGGAGGAGAAUCCUUGAAAACCUCGGUCACAUGACUCCAGCUGUCCGACGGUCCUUCUCCGUCGGACCACAGUGGAUCAGAGACGGACCGGACACGGAUCUGGUGGAAGUCCCGUGUAAGUCUGGUUUGUAGUCCUGCGUGAGUCCAGCUGAAGUCAAGCAGUCACUCUCUUUAAGCUCUGUUUUUGGUCUCCACCAACCACAGAGAUGAGAAUCAGGCUCUGCUGGAUUUGUCUGUCCUUUGUUUGCUGCUAGCCGUGUAGCUAACAGUAGGUUUUUAAAGCUUCUGUCGCUCGAACAAGACUGAUGCUAAUCAGAAACAGAAACUAAGGGCUCAAAGAGGCCAAAAGAGGCCGACACAUUUUGUAUCUUUGUAUUUAUCUCUACAUUACUCAGAGUUGUUUUGCAUUUGGCAAAUAUUUUGGUAAAUAUUACAUCUGCAGCGUUUGACCUAAGCUACUCUUUGCAACUUAAAGGUAACAGUUUGUUUCUGCUGCCCCCAUGUGGCCGGAAAAGUCAGAUAUUUCCUAACGCAGCACGCUUCAGUUUGGUUAUAUAAACGUAUUAAAAGUCCAAACUGAUGCGAGGUCAUCAGAUUUAAUAUUUUCAAAGUGUCUUUGUUGCGUUUCUUUCUUUAAAUUAAAUCAAAGCUCAAAGAUUUAUUUAACCUGAAUUUCAGAUUUUCCGACGUCCCUGAAACGCAGCAUCGCCUCCUCCUCCGCGUCUUCCUCUUUGGUCCGUGAAACGACGUGCAUGAUGAUGUUUUGUGCAAUAUGUUUGACCUUGAAGUGAUCUGUGCAGCAUGACAGCAGCUCUUUGCCAUGAAACAUUUACAGAUGAAAGCAUGAGUCCUGCGAGGUCGCCUUUAAAGCCAUGGACACGUUAUUGAUGCUAACUCUGUGCCUGUCUUUACGCUGAAACUUCUCUGCUGUUUAAUAUUUUUGGAUGAUGGGACCUUUUAUGUGCUCUUAUUUUAAAUCUUCUUCUCUACCUCCCUGUGUGUCUACCUCCAGCUCAGUCCAUCUUUUUAAUCUUAGUAUCAGGAACAUUUGCAGCUAGCUCAAGAAUAAACCACAUUAAGUGGAAGACAAACAGACUCCGUGGUGUGUUAGCUGUGCAUUUAAAAUAACACUUUUAACCCAACACUUCAGAAUAGUUGUUGUUUUAACAGUUUUAAAGCUAGUUUCUGUUAGCAGCACUGAAAUGAGUCACACAUGCAUUCAACCCGGUGUAAGCUGGCCUUGAAACAGUCGUAUGUGGCCUUGAUUUCCUCCAUCCUGGGCUGCAGAGGUAGAAAAACACCGACCUGUCCCGCUCUUGUUUCUGUGUCUCUGUAUGAAAAUGCACUAUUUGCACAGACUGUUAUUUUCUUGUUGUGACCUCCUAAAUGAUCUGCAGUAACACGUCAUGUGAUGCUUGUUUGUGUAACGAUGGAAUGAUUAAAUGAUGUAUUGAUAAAUUAUUAAAAGGAUCUAUCUUCUUCA
Messenger RNA from Notolabrus celidotus (New Zealand spotty), 6856 nucleotides. It is a transcript of the gene pld1b, whose product is annotated as phospholipase D1b. Gene Ontology annotation, biological process: regulation of microvillus assembly; cell motility; intracellular signal transduction. The transcript has 26 exons. The record is from RefSeq and is a predicted model, not a curated record. The coding region runs from base 112 to 3222 and encodes 1036 amino acids. Gene Ontology annotation, molecular function: D-type glycerophospholipase activity; phosphatidylinositol binding. NCBI's taxonomy places the organism in Eukaryota, Metazoa, Chordata, Actinopteri, Labriformes, Labridae.